UAUGCCAAUCCCUAUAGUUAUCCUGCCUGGAAGGUGUUACUGUAUGUGGUUUUGGUUUGUGCAUGCCCUGGGGUAAGCAGCAUUAUUCUUGCAGGGACACCAAGAAGUUCUCUUCCAUUGACCCAGAUCAUUGAUCAAGCUUGUCAAGAGGCAGAAGCUUACAAGGAUGCUGGAGUUGAUGGCUUGAUAGUAGAAAACAUGCAUGAUCUUCCUUACACGGUGUGUCCUGGGCCUGAAGUAACUGCAGCAAUGACAGUCGUCAGUGCUGCAGUGAGACAAACCUGUCCCCAUCUUGCGCUGGGUGUCCAGAUCCUGUGUGCUGCAAAUCAACAGGCGAUAGCAGUUGCUCUUGCUGCAGGUCUUGAUUUUAUCCGGGCUGAAGGGUUUGUGUUUUCUCAUGUUGCUGAUGAAGGGAUUAUAAAUGCCUGUGCAGGUAACCUGCUACGAUACAGAAAACAAGUUGGAGCAGAGAACAUUCAGAUUUUUGCUGAUAUUAAAAAGAAACAUAGUGCUCACGCUCUGACGGCAGAUGUCAGCGUGGCCGAGACCGCUUCGGCUGCCGAGCUCUUCCUGGCUGAUGGGCUUGUACUGACUGGCACAGCGACCGGAUUGCCCGCAGAUCCCCAGGAGCUGAAAGAGGUUAAACAUGCUGUGAAGAUUCCUGUGUUGAUUGGGUCUGGAGUGACUCUGGAGAAUGUGAGGAAUUACUUGGAUGCAAACGCUCUAAUAAUUGGUUCGUAUUUCAAGAAAGAAGGUUAUUGGGCAAAUGCUGUUGAUCCUGACCGAGUAAAGAAGUUUAUGGAACACAUAAAUAAACUGAGAGAAUGAGUUUGUCAGCAAACGGUAUUUUUGUGUGUGUGUGUGUUUAAGCGCAGUAUGAUACAUCGUACAGAAUUAAAGCACAAAUGUGUGCUUGAAUGGCUUAUCACAUUAAAUGAAAAUGCACAUCAUCUCCAUAACUAGUUGGGAAACAUGGUGACAGUUUACAAUAAACUGGUGCUCUGAUGUUUGUUUCUAGGCAGCACAUUUCUGUGGUACUCAGAGCCAUCACCAAUGCAAAACCAACUCUCCCAAGACUUGUGUAUUGUAUUUUCUCCUAUAAGUAAAAUGCUUAUGGAGUUUAAGAAUUUGUAGUAAAUAUUCAUCACAGGUGAGCUGAGCUUUGUUUUGCCUGUGAGUACAAUAUGAUGCCCUAAGUUUACAGCUAAGAGUAUUGUAAAUUGGACAAGUUAAUUAGCCUUUCAGUUUCCCCAUCUGUAAAAUGAUGAUAAUAGUACCUACAUCACACGGGGGUGGUAAGACAUAAUAAAUGAAUGAAUGUACAGCACUUUCAUCUCCUCAAAUGAAGGGCUCUAUUAAAGUUCAAGAUCAUUAUUUUUUCAUUAGAAUUGUGCAUUUAUUACAAAAAUGUAGUAAUUGGAUACCAUACAAAAAAUUAAGAUAAUUGGGAAAUUGAUUUACUUACAAUACUUAUUAGAGAAUAAAUGUAAAUAUUUAAUUACAUUUUAAGUAGAGUUGGAAUUUAGUCAAAAUGUUUUUGCAAAAAUUGGAAAUUUUAAUAAAGGUUUAUUGUUAUUUUUCAGCAAGC
Molecule: messenger RNA, 1588 nt
Organism: Pelecanus crispus (Dalmatian pelican)
Lineage: Eukaryota; Metazoa; Chordata; Aves; Pelecaniformes; Pelecanidae
Source: RefSeq, a predicted model, not a curated record